Messenger RNA from Exophiala mesophila, 3561 nucleotides. RefSeq lists its product as uncharacterized. The record is from RefSeq and is a predicted model, not a curated record. Gene Ontology annotation, cellular component: membrane. Gene Ontology annotation, biological process: monoatomic cation transport; copper ion homeostasis. NCBI's taxonomy places the organism in Eukaryota, Fungi, Ascomycota, Eurotiomycetes, Chaetothyriales, Herpotrichiellaceae. The coding region runs from base 1 to 3561 and encodes 1186 amino acids. Gene Ontology annotation, molecular function: P-type divalent copper transporter activity; ATP binding; copper ion binding. The transcript has a single exon.
AUGAAGUACCUGGGUCGCCGAAACCCCUUGGGUGGUCUACUGGUGCAGACCACCUUUCUCAUCUCCAACCUGCACUGUCCGACCUGUGCGUCGCACAUUGAAUCCAUCUUUUCCAGCCUGCGACCUGCGCCAGAUUCUGUCCAGGUGUCAAUUGUCUCGCACACGGUCACAGUGAGGCAUUCACGCUCGCUUGCCGUCACCACCAUCGCCCAAGUUCUCGAUGAUGCCGGUUAUGACAUCUUUGACCUUGUCCCAGAUCCAACCUCGUCGCAACGAGACCUGCCAUCCAACUUGCACCAAGGUCUUGAGCCGCCAUCAUUUGAAUACGCUCUUUCCCGAUGGCGCUCCCAUAUCGGCGAGGUCGACGCGGACAAGAGAAGCCGCCACCUCGAGCACUGCCAACAAUGUCAGCCGAGUUCGAAAAGUGCGACAGAAGAGGUUGAGAGUUUUUCGCUUGUUGUCGACCAUCUCCCAGACGUACCCAAACAGUUCAAAGCCAACUUUAUGGUGGAAGGCAUGACCUGUAGCUCAUGUGUCGGUGCCAUCACCGGAGCACUCAACGAGCGUGUCUGGGUUCAAUCGGCCGAUGUUAGUCUCAUCACUCACAGCGCCGUGGUGAUAUUUGAUGGGGAAGACGUGCAACAUCGUGUCAAAGAGAUUAUCGAUGCGAUCGAAGAUGUUGGUUACUCGGCGUCCCUUGACGCGGUUCAAGAAUAUUUUGCAUCUCGACCACCCGACAAACGCGCCGUUGCCGACUUGUGGCAUGCGACGUACGCUAUAGACGGCAUGACUUGCAGUUCCUGCGUCGGGAACAUCACAAGGGCUCUUCAAGACUUGGAUUACGUCUCGAAAGCAGACGUGAGCCUAAUCAACCAUGCUGCCUCGGUUUACUUUGCAGGCAAGGAUCAUGUCGACGACAUCGCCACCACCAUUGAAGGGGUUGGCUACGGUGCCAGACUCGACACGUUGUCUACCGCUGAGUCCCACCCCACAACAGGUUCGGACCGCACAAUUUCAGUUCGCAUUGACGGGAUGCAUUGCGGGCAGUGUCCCGAUCGCGUCGUACAGGCAAUGAAGCGCGUGAACUCGGUGACCAUCGAGAACAUGCCAACUUUGAAAGAUCCUAUCUUGACGGUGUCAUACACCCCAAACCCACCGCACUUCACAGUGAGGACAUUGUUAUCAGCAGUGAAGGACACUGAUCCUUCUUUCGAAGUCUCGAUUCACCACCCCCCAACGCUUGAAGAGCGGUCCAGAAAGAUGAUGGCACGAGAACGGCGCCAUAUCCUCUAUCGCGUUGGCUUAUCUGCUGUCGUGGCUAUUCCUGCCUUUAUCAUCGGCAUUGUCUACAUGAAUCUCGUCCCCCAUGACAAUUCGGGGUAUAAAUAUCUCAUGGCAGAGCUCGCGGGGGUUACACGUGCCGAGUGGGCUAAUUGCAUUAUGGCCACUCCCGUUUACUUUUUCGCCGCAAAUCUUUUCCACCGGCGCACAUACAAGGAGCUACGCGCGCUGUGGAGGCCGGGAAGUCAAGUUCCUAUUCUCAAGAGAUUUUAUCGAUUCGGCAGUAUGAACAUGCUAAUCUCUUUUGGAACAUCCAUCGCAUACUUUGCGUCGAUCGCAGAACUCAUCAUUGCCGCAACGCGUACCUCAGCCAUGCCAGCGGACGGGUCCAUGGAAGGGAGUGGGUCAGGAAUGUCCUAUUUCGAUUCAGUGGUCUUCUUGACUCUUUUUCUCCUUAUCGGCAGAUAUAUCGAAGCAUAUAUGAAGGCCCAAGCUGGCGAUGCCGUGGCGGCCCUGACGAAGCUAAAGUCGACGGAAGCUCUGCUAGUCUCAACAGACAGCACAAGUGGACAAUCUUCAACAUCCCCGGUCCACGUCGAUUUGAUCGAAGCAGGUGAUAUCGUCAGGGUCGUCAAUGGCAGCUCUCCUCCUUGUGAUGGAGUCGUUCUGGAAGGAAAGUCAAAGUUUGACGAAUCCAGUCUGACUGGAGAGUCCAUGCCCGUCACCAAAGAAGUGGGGGAGCCUGUGUACUGCGGUACUAUCAACAAGGUCGCUCCAGUAACCAUUCGAAUUACUGGCGUUGCGGGGAAGUCGAUGCUGGAUUCAAUUAUAGAAGUCGUUCGUGAAGGACAAACCAAGCGUGCUCCUGUCGAGAAGAUCGCGGAUCUCCUGACCGGCUACUUUGUUCCAUUUGUGGUAUUGGUGGUAAUCGCAACAUGGAUCAUCUGGCUUUCUCUGGGCGAAUCUGGAGUCCUGCCUUCCAGCUAUCGGGACACCGACGUCGGAGGCUGGCCUUUUUGGUCGCUUCAGUUUGCUAUCGCUGUAUUCGUGAUCGCUUGUCCUUGUGGUCUCGGACUGGCAGCCCCUACGGCGCUGUUUGUCGGAGGGGGUCUGGCAGCGAAGUUGGGCAUUCUUGUUAAGGGAGGAGGAGAGGCAUUCCAGGAAGCCAGCACAUUGGACUGCAUUGUCUUUGACAAAACCGGCACUCUGACGGAAGGUGGAGAGCCCAAGGUCACAGAGUUCGAGGUUUUUGUGGACAACAACGACUCUCUCAAUGAGUCGGACGUACUGGGUAUCCUCAAGCGUCUCGAGGAAGACAGCAGUCAUCCGCUUGCCAAGGCUGCCGUCGCCUUUUCUGUGUCGAGAACGUUUGCGAAUUUCAAUGCUGAGAAUGUGGAGGAAAUUGGCGGCAAAGGCAUGCGCGGGCUUGUUGUCGCAGCAUCACAACCCCAGCGUAAGUUCAAGGCGUUGGUCGGCAACGAAGCCUUAAUGUUCGACAACAAUGUCGUUCUGUCCUCUGACAGCCAAGAGAAGCUUGACUCAUGGAAAAUGCAAGGCAAGUCAGUCAUCCUGGUUGCCACUGCUGUCACUUCCGACGGCGAUGGAGGUUUCUCCCCUUUCUCAUUGUCGGCUAUAGCCGCCACUUCAGACCCACUACGGCCAGAAUCCAUCCAGGUCGUGCAGUCGUUACGCAAACGAGGAAUAGACGUCUGGAUGAUUUCAGGAGAUAACGAGAAGACCGCCCGGGCAGUCGCCAGCAAAGUUGGGAUCGAGAUGACUAAUGUCAUCGCUGGCGUCCUUCCAGAACAGAAAGCGGAGAAAAUUCAAUACCUGCAGAGGGCCGGGGCUAGAGAUGAGAAGCGCUCGCACACCGUGGUUGCCAUGGUUGGGGACGGAAUUAACGACUCUCCUGCUCUGACUACGGCAGAUGUUGGCAUAGCCAUUGGCUCCGGCUCUGAAGUGGCCAUCUCGUCAGCGGAUUUCAUCCUCAUCUCAUCAAACCUCAUCUCAUUACUUAUUCUUAUCGAUCUUAGUCGAACGGUAUUCAGGAGGAUCAAAUUCAACUUUUUCUGGGCCGCUGUCUACAACAUGUUAGCGCUCCCUAUCGCUGCGGGCGUCCUAUAUCCAAUACAAAGUGGCGGCAACCACAUCCGGCUGGACCCUGUUUGGGCGGCAUUGGCUAUGGCCUUGAGCAGCAUCAGUGUUGUGACCAGCAGUCUGCUCCUGAGGACGCGACUGCCGGUCUUGGGUUUCCAAGCAGCAAAAGAAACAACACUGUAG